ACUCAUCAGCCAAUGCAAAUGGCUAUGCCUAGUAACAAAUGUAAAUAUUGUGUGCUAAAUGUCAUACUAGUCCCUUUCAAAAAGAGAAUUCAGUGUCUGGAAAUAGCAUUAGUACUAGAAAAACAUCAAGAAUUGAUAGCACAUGGAUGUAGGCAGAUUUUCCUUGCCAUGGAUAAAUGAUUUUCAGCACUCUGCUGGGUUUUCAUGCUUUUUUUGUUAUCAGUGACAGCUCUGGAGGACUUAAGGAGUGUGGUUCGUUGUCCUUGUUACAGAUAGAGUUCAUCUCCAGCAUGUGGAAAGUGCUGCUCCUGGGGCUAUAUACAGUAUUGGCCGUGAGAGGGUUGGCAAAGGGCGCUCCGUUCCAACCAGAAGAAAAAUGGAAACCUCUGGAUAACCCGAGAAACAGAGAGCUGUUUUUCAGAACGCUCCAGGCUUAUUUUUCGGGCAGGGGUCUUGAUCUCACAAAGUUCCCAGCUACUUUCACUAUGAACAAUGAAGGACCAAGGCCUGUCAUGUUCUACUCAGAUCCUAUUGCUUCUGCAUUUGCAGAUUAUGAAGAAAGGAGAAAUUCUUUUCCAAAUUCUUUCAAAGGCUGAAAGAUGCUGCUGACCCAGGCAUUAACUUUUGAACUUCACGUGAAGCGGUAACCUUCAUAGCAAAAUAUUACUGCUUUGACUUUUUAACUGGUACCGAACAAUUUAGCCUUUUCCUCACUACCAAGGUUUUUACAUAUGGGAUCUGAUGUUCUGCUGUAAUUAGCACACUCGCUGUCUAUUGACAAAUAAUGUGAUGUUUGCCUGCUGCUGUUUGCUCAGAAUUGUGUUCGUUUAAAUGCCAAUAAAUGAGGAGUGCAAUGGAGCGCUUCUAACUACU
Columba livia (rock pigeon) is the source of this 873-nucleotide messenger RNA. RefSeq names its product chromosome 7 C2orf66 homolog (gene C7H2orf66). The transcript has 3 exons. NCBI's taxonomy places the organism in Eukaryota, Metazoa, Chordata, Aves, Columbiformes, Columbidae. The coding region runs from base 177 to 596 and encodes 139 amino acids. The record is from RefSeq and is a predicted model, not a curated record.